Molossus molossus (Pallas's mastiff bat) is the source of this 483-nucleotide messenger RNA. It is a transcript of the gene HCRT, whose product is annotated as hypocretin neuropeptide precursor. The record is from RefSeq and is a predicted model, not a curated record. Bases 1 to 393 code for a protein of 130 amino acids. NCBI's taxonomy places the organism in Eukaryota, Metazoa, Chordata, Mammalia, Chiroptera, Molossidae. The transcript has 2 exons. Gene Ontology annotation, biological process: neuropeptide signaling pathway; feeding behavior.
AUGAACACUCACUCUACAAAGGUCUCCUGGGCCGCCGUGACGCUGCUGCUGCUGCUACUGAUGCCGCCCGCGCUGCUGUCGCCGGGGGCAGACGCGCAGCCCCUACCCGACUGCUGCCGUCAGAAGACGUGUUCCUGCCGCCUCUACGAGCUGCUGCACGGCGCGGGCAAUCACGCGGCAGGCAUCCUCACCCUGGGCAAGAGGCGGCCAGGCCCCCCAGGCCUCCAGGGCCGGCUGCAGCGCCUCCUGCAGGCCAACGGCAACCACGCGGCCGGCAUCCUGACCAUGGGCCGCCGCGCAGGCGCAGAGCCAGCGCCACGCCCCUGCCCCGGGCGCCGUUGUUCCGCUGCGGGCGCCGCCUCUGUAGCUCCUGGGGGACAGCCUGUGGUCUGAACCCAUGCUCAGACUAUGUCCUGGCCCUGCCCUCUCUCCUCUGCCCGCCCGCGGUCAAACCCCAGAAAAAAAGUGCAAUAAAGACGAGUC